Molecule: messenger RNA, 851 nt
Organism: Meloidogyne enterolobii
Lineage: Eukaryota; Metazoa; Nematoda; Chromadorea; Rhabditida; Meloidogynidae
Source: the annotation of a GenBank genome assembly
UAUUCUCAAACGGUCCAUAUAUUUGGCGAAAUUUUGACAUCCAAAGUUUAACACAAAUAGUGCAAAGUUAUAUGGAACUACUUACUUCUGAAACAGAUUCUUCUAAGGGAGGAUUAAAUUCUGGCAAUAGUUUUCUAAAUACCCUUGCAAAAGCAGAGCCUUCAGCUGAGUGGUUAAUGAAUUGGUUAUAUGAUUAUCAACUUAGGCCUCUGGCAACACCAAGAUUGGCUGAAAUGAUUGUUGAGAUUCUAGAUAAAUCUGAGCAGAAUACUUCAAAAAACAACUCUUCUCAACAAGAAACUCCCAACUUAUGGUUAUUUCAAUUUUGCUUAAUAUUACGUUGUCUUCGAGUGCCUUCUUUUCAAGAAUUUCUACUCGAAACAGUUCCAAGUCCGUCUAAAUUUGAAGAAUGUUUUUGCAAUAAAGUUAUAUAUUUUUUAAAUUUGGCAUUAACAAUUCCAUCGAAUAAUCGGGAAAGAAAAAUUUUUGUUGAUGAAUUGUUGGCUACUUCUAUGAGCGAUUGUGGUGCUAAAUUAAUUAUUUCGUCUAUCCUUCUAAAUGAAAUUUUUAAUUUAAUGAUUACUAAAUUAAAUCAAAAAAUUUCAAUUCAAUUUGAAUCUCUUCCAUUAAAAUUACUUCAAAAUAUUUUUUCCCAUUGUGAACUUUCUUUUAAAUUAACUCCAAAAUUAAAUACAAAAAUUAUUGAAUAUCUCAAAUAUUUUUCUACAAAAAUAAUGAAAAAACAAUUAUUUACCUCAUCUUUGGGAAAUACUAAUCCUUUUGAAUUACGUGAACUUUGUAUUAAUGCAAGUUUUUUAAAAUUAUUUUUGAGAGAUAAAGGAGUUAGGUAG